Molecule: messenger RNA, 5832 nt
Organism: Anolis carolinensis (green anole)
Lineage: Eukaryota; Metazoa; Chordata; Lepidosauria; Squamata; Anolidae
Gene: ddx60
Product: DExD/H-box helicase 60
Exons: 39
Coding region: 169-5415 (1748 amino acids)
Biological process (GO): defense response to virus
Cellular component (GO): cytoplasm
Molecular function (GO): ATP binding; double-stranded RNA binding; single-stranded RNA binding
Source: RefSeq, a predicted model, not a curated record
UGACAGCCUCUGCUUUGCUGAAAGGCAGUGCUGCUGUUGCCUCCUCUGCGGUGCGCAUCGCGCUUCCCAGCUGGAGAGAAGAAGCCCUGCGUCGCCGGUGAUCCUCCGCGCAAAGUGUAAUGGUCCAGACUUAAAUGACCACAAUUUAAAAGAGCUGCACAAAUAGUCAUGGCUUCUGAACAAAGCCUAAAACAAGGAGAAGCUUCUUCAAAACCCAUCAUGCUAAAAAAGAAGAAAAAGAAAGAGGAAGUACCUGCAAGAAAAGAUGGAAAUGAACCAUGCUCACUUGAUUUUAAAACAACAGAUCUACAAAAAUGCAUGGAAGAAAUUACUGAUUUUAUUUGUAAUGAUGAAAUACCAAAAGCUGAAUAUGUCAGCUUGCUAAAUGAUUAUGUUGAGUCAGAGUUUUUUCUGAUUGAUGGUGAUUCGUUGUUCAUCACUUGUGCGAGUGACACAACAUUACAACCAGGACAAAACUUACACUUCUUUUACUUAGUCGAACGCUUUCUCCUGGAUUUAACAAGCAAAGGGGCAAAAUUUGUCAUUGUUUUCUUCAAGGAUGCAGAAUAUCUGUAUUUCCAAAAUCCUGAUCUUAGUUCUCUGCGCAGAGCAUUGAUCAUGCAUCUAAAGAACAACACUGAAAUACCAAUACAUACUGAAUUUCCUAACUGCUUAGAAGACAGCUGGCAGAGUUUUCUGGAAGAGAAUUAUCCUUAUUUCUUAAUAAUUUCGGAUGAAGGGUUGGAUGAAAUGCAGACCAAUUUUUUUCACUUAUUCAUCAUCCAAACUUUGUCAAACAAAGUCAAUGUUGUGCUUACUUUAGGUCAAGAAUCAGAUGUUAUCAGAGUUUAUGGAUACCAUAUCCACAGUGCAUACCGUCACCAGAUUUUUUUCUGGAAGCGAAAAGCGACAGUAAAGCAUUACUAUAAAACACUGAUUGAGAACUUGAAAGAAUGUAGAGCAAAAGUAUGCCUUUCUCUUAGUGGUUGUUCAAAUAUGGAUGUUUUGGCAGCAAAGGUUCAUGAAAAAUUCAGCCAAUUCAAGAAAGAUAUGGAAGAUCUUCGAUAUAUCAUCUGUAUUAUCACUUGUUCAAUGGUCCUGGAAAUGCGUACUCAGAAAUAUAUGAACACAACAUUAACACUGCAAGAAACUGAAGACCUAACCAGGAUGUAUUGCCUCAGUGUGGUUUUUCUACACCAUCUGCCCCUUGAGCAGCGAGCUCGAAUUAGACACAUUGAUGACUGCUGGAAGAAGGAAGUUUUAAGAUUUAUACAGCAGCAUAAACUGUGUGAAUUUCUUGUUCUGGGACAUCUUACCACGCAGACCUCAUGGAAAAUGGAUUUUUCUACAUUGCCUGAUUUAAGCGAUACUCUUUUGUGGAAGAAUAUUGCAUUUUAUUAUGAAGCAGAAAAUGUUGCAGGAUUUGAUUUAAAUUUAGGAACAAUAAUUAGUAAGGACUAUGAACUUCUGUGGAGACAUAUUACAGCAUUAUCUGAAUCGCAUGAUAUUGGAUCAUCAUUUCCAUUGAAGAUAAGUUCAUGCUGUUUUCUUGAAAAGAAAUCUUCACCUAGCAAGAAAGGUAUCACAUCACUUCUCAAACCAGGACUUAUACCAAUGGAAAAUUCAAUAGUGAAUAAAUUUGCUGGGGAUAUUUUAAUUGAUUUGUCAUUUUUGAAAAGUGAUGAUCCUGUGGUUACCUCACUGAAAAAACAGAAAGAUUUUGAUGAACUUCGGCACUGGCAUUCAGGAAAACUCCUUAGUGAUGAUUAUGACAGAACACAUGCAGAUGAAGCAGCACCCAAGGAUCCAUGGGUCCUACGGAAUCAACAGAAACGACAAAGUUUUAUGCAAUUUUAUGGGCAAUCCCUAGAAGAAGGUAACCUGUCAAAAACAAUUGUUGCUCAAGUGGAUCCUCCAAAAAAGGCUUACGCUGAUCCCAAAAAAAGCAAGACAGUUCAAAAGACGAAAGCAGAAGUUAUUAUUGAGGAGAACAAAAAAAGAAGGAAAACUGAAGAAGAGAAAAAAGAGGAACGUCAAUGGGCUACUCUUUCAGUGUCAAUCCAAACAAAAAUCAAAGAGAAUAUGACCUCUGGAAUAAAGUAUCUAGAAGAUUUUCUGAAAAAAUGUCAGAGUACAUCUGUGAAAUGUAGUGCUGAAUUGGCUGCAAUGAAUGUUUGCUUCAGUGUAUGGACAGAAAACAGCAGGACUGAAGGCAAAAUUGGUGACUUAAAUAUUGCAGUUGAAUUGAUGAGAAGGAUCCAUUCAUUGAUUGUAAAUUAUGACCACCUCAAUUUAUUGAAAGAGACUGAAUUCCAACAGAUUGGUCAAUGUCUCCUGACCCUUGGAUUUGACAACCUGGCAACAUCUUUAAAAUUUAUCAAGGUUUCAGAAGAUAAAAAGAAAGAACUUAAAAGGAAGUCUUCAAAGUAUGCUCUUGGCAUGGGAUCUUCCCGUUUUCAGCUGCAGUAUAUGAGCCAUUUUCUUAUACGGGAUGAAAGAAAAGACCCUGAUCCCAGAGUUCAACAUUUUAUUCCUGAUACAUGGCAGAGGGAACUUCUUGACAUUGUGGAUAAUAAUGAGUCUGCAGUAAUUGUUGCUCCUACAUCAUCAGGCAAAACAUAUGCUUCUUACUAUUGUAUGGAGAAAAUCCUGAGAGAUGGUAAUGAAGGUGUGAUUGUAUAUGUUGCACCCACAAAGGCUCUUGUAAAUCAAGUGAGUGCGACUAUUUAUAAUCGAUUUAAUAAAGUACUGCCUGGUGGUCUUGCAAUAUGUGGCGUUUUUACACGAGAUUUUCGCUAUGAUGUUUUGAAUUCUCAGAUACUGGUAACAGUGCCUCAGUGUUUAGAAAUCUUACUGCUCUCACCUCGUCGCCAAGAGUGGGCCAAAAAAAUAAGAUAUGUUAUAUUUGAUGAGGUACACUGUCUUGGAGGUGAAAUUGGGGCAGAAGUUUGGGAGCAUCUUCUGGUUAUGAUUCGAUGCCCAUUUUUGGCCCUCUCUGCAACUAUAAGCAACCCCAAGCAUCUUGCCGAGUGGCUGCAGUCAGUAAAAGUAUACUGGCGAAAUACUGAAACUGAACUAGCAAAGUCUAGUUCUUCCUUACUUGGAGGGGCCAAAGGAAAGAAAAGUGCCAGAGUACAAAAUAUCUCAUACAAGGUUAAAUUAGUGAUACAUGGAGAAAGAUACAAUGACUUAGAAAAACAUGUAUGCUCCUUCAAUCGUGGUGAGUUUACAAUCCAUCACUAUCAUCCCUGCGCUGCACUGACUGUGGAUCAUCUUGAGAGAUAUGGUUUUCCACUGGAUCUUUCUUUAUCUCCUCGAGAAACUGUGAUAUUGUAUGAUACUAUGGUAAAAUCUAGGAAAAGUUGGCCAAAGGCAAAUGAACUGGAUCCUGAAGUAUUUUUUAAGGACCAAAUUGUAAUCACCAAAACUGAUGCAAGACGUUAUGAAACAAAAUUGAAAGAAGAAUUGGAAAUGUGGAUUAAAAAUGGCAAUAAAAAUAAGGCAAAAGCAGUUCUGGCACUCCUUAAGCCUCAGCUUACCACUUCUUCUGAAACAGACAUGAAAACACACUUUCCUCAUUUUGUUGAAAAACUCAAUCAGAUGAAUAAAUUACCUGCAUUGUUUUUCUUAUUUGACGUCAAAGGAGUGGAAAAAUUGGCUGGGGAAGUCUGCACUUUCUUAGAGAGGAAGCAAAGCCUUAAAAGAAGUGGACAACACACAGAAGGACAACCCAGUUCCAAAAAGGACAGUCAUGCAGAUAAGCAGAGCUCACGUUCAAAGAAUAUUAAAAAAAUGGAAAAAAGGGCAAAAAAGAUUGAAAAAGCUACACAGAAAUUUCCAUCUGACGAUACCAAAUUUACCCAUAAAGACGAGAAAUGUUUUGUUUUGGAAGCUGAACUUGACAAUAUAACAAAGCACCUGGAUAAACUUUCUGAAAUCCCUCCUGAUUGCACAUAUGCAAAUUGGCAAACUGUUGAUAAUGAGUUUUUGGAAAAAGUCUUUCAUCGGGCAAGAUUCGUGAGAAAUAACCAAGCACUGAAAAAACUAGUACUAAGAGGCAUUGGUUAUCACCAUACUUCUGUGGAAAAGAAAGCGAGGCAGGUGGUAGAGAUGCUUUUCAGGAAAGGAUUUAUCCAGGUGGUGACAACUACGGGAACCUUGGCCUUGGGAAUCAACAUGCCAUGCAAAUCUGUUGUUUUUGUACAAGAUUCUGUCUAUUUAGAUGCUCUGAACUACAGGCAGAUGUCUGGACGGGCUGGGCGACGUGGCCAAGAUUUGUUGGGAAAUAUCUAUUUUUUAGACAUUCCUAUGCCCAAAAUACAGAAACUCAUAAAAUCAAAUGUUCCUGAGCUUCGAGGACAGUUUCCUUUGAGCAUUUCUCUAAUAUUGAGACUCAUGCUAUUGGCUUCAAAGGCGGAUGACAAGAAGGAUGCAGAAGCAAAGGUUUUAUCUAUAUUGAAGCAUUCACUUUUAUCCUUCAAGCAACCCAGGGCUCUGGAAAUGUUGAAACUCUAUUUCUUGUUUUCCUUACAAUUUCUUGUGAAGGAGGGAUAUGUGGAUCGCAAAGGUAAUACAACUGGAUUUUCUGGACUUGUAACUCAUCUGCAUUACCAUGAACCUUCCAAUAUUGUUCUAGUUGAAUUUCUCGUGAAAGGUUUGUUCCACAAGCUGUGUGAACCCAGCAAGAUAAAACGAUCAAACGUUUUCUCUAGUGAUGUGAUGGAAACAUUGGUGCUAGUAUUGGCACAUCUUUUUGGAAGAAGAUUUCUUCCUGCUGUCAAUUCUGGAAGGAAGUUUUAUCAGUCAAAGGUGUUUCUUAAAGAUCUCCCAAAAGAUUUUGCUGAUGCUUUGCAUGAAUACAAUUGCAAAAUUGAAGAGAAUUUUAGACAAUUUUUGAAGAUAGUGUCAUCUUUGGCUGAUAUGAAGCAAGAAUACAAACUGCCACUUUCAAAAUUUGAUUUUUCAAGUAAGAAGCAACCUGACUCUCCGCUUGCAUCUCACUUAAUGAGUUGUGAUGAGGGAAGGACAGCAGUUUCACCAUUUGUGUGCCUUUCAGGAAAUACAGAAAUUGAUUUGUUCCAUGCAGAGACGGUUGACAGUGUCAUUUUGCACACAAUCGGCAUUAAAGCUGCCAACAUUCCUGUUUUCUGUUCUAAGAAAUAUGAUAGGAAGGGAAGAAUUAUGCCACAGAAUGCCUAUAUCCUUGAUUUUUACAAACAUGGAUCUUUGGUAGCAAUGGAACAGGACAACGGUAUACAUGAAGGAGAAGCUUAUUAUUUGCUGAAGGACUUUUCUCUUGCUCUUCAAGCAAUCAGUGUUUCUUUGCGUGAACUUUGUGACAAUGAAGUUGAUAAUGUUGUUCUGGCAUUUGAGCAAUUAACCACAGACUACUGGAGUAAACUGGAAAAGGUGUAAGGACACAUCAAGAAAUGACCACUAAAGGGAAAAGCAUACCCUUCGAUUUCAUUUACUUUUGAGAACCUUAGGCAGACUGUUAUAUAUAAGAUUAACAAGACUUUUAGUUAAAGUCAAUUUAUUUGAAUUGUGUUUAAACUAUAGAACAACCAGAGAAAUCAGGAGAAAAUGAUUACAUGCUUGAUUAUACUGAGGUACCUUUGUAUUUUGUAAAGUGAACAAUAAAAUACGUAAAAUAAAAUGACAAUUCUAGUCCUGUGAAGACACUUGUCCCAGAAAAUAUUUUUUUGUUAAGGGAUAAUGCUUUAUUUUAAUUGAACUGCAAUCAAAGUCAACUGCAGAAAAUAUUGUGCAUUUUUGUCUGUUAAUUUUUAACUGAAUAGAGAAAAUUAAAUAAAUCUUUGUUUCCUAAGAAAA